UCUAAGUGAAAUCUCGUGUAGCAAACAAGUGCCAAGCUUCUUCUCAUCAAAAGCUAGAAAUUAAAAAAUUUAUUUGAUAAUAAUCGACAAUAACGUGUGUGUGAAAAAUAAUUAAAAAUAAAUUUAAUUUGAUAGGAUUUUCCCAUCCGUCAUCGGUUCACUAGUUCAAACAAUAUGUAUCUAAAAUUUUUUUCCAUUUUAUUGUUAAGUGUUAUAACUGUGCAGGCAUUUCAUUUACCACCAGAUAGUGAAAUGGAAGACAUAUUCGGGGAAGAGGUUGCUAACAAGUAUAAUCGUUUAUCAUAUCAAUUUGAUAGUAAUGAAAAACCAAACGAUUUAACAGCUAAUAAUAUUGGUCAACAUAAAUCCAAAUCAGAAGUAAAAGGACAUACGCAUAGUGACAAAAUUAUAUUCCCAUCUACAUUUCAUCAUUUUCCUCCCUACCUCCCAGACCCAACUGAAGACGACAAUACAAAUGAAAACGUUAAUUUUGAAGACAAAAAUACUUUCGAAAACAAAAUCAAUGAUAUUCCAAUGGUUUUUACAAAUGUUGCACUAAAACCAGUUAUUCAGAAUAAGCCAAUAAUAUUUCCAACAGAUGAAAGAUAUAUUAUUUCGAAAACCGAAACAAAAAGUGAUGAGUCUGAUAAUGAAAGUGAUAUCAGUACUGGAAACCUUAACGAAAAACUAACAGAUACAAAUUCGAUUGAAACUUAUUUUCUUAAUCGUUUAUUUAGCAUUAGAAAACAAAAUAAUAAAAUAGAUCAAUCAGAUGAAUCAGAUGAAUCAGAUGAGUCAAAAGAAUCAGAUGAAUCCAAUAAAACAAACCAACAAACCAGUUUAGAAAAUCUUUUGAGUGAUAUAUUUGCAGAUGAAAGCACAUCUACAGAAAAGCAGAAUAAUGAAGAAUCGAUAAACAAACCAAAUCCACCAGAAACAACUGAAAACAAUUUAGAUAAGGAGCAUCAGCAAAGUGAUGAUUUAGAAAAAUUGAUGAAAAUUAUAUUUGAUCCAUUUGGAAUAGUUGAACUAAAUAAACAAAUACCCAAUGAUGAUACUAAGAAUUUGAUGAAAGAAAUUUUUGACAUAUCGGAUGAAAGCGUUGAAAAUAAAAAUAAUGAAACUUCUGACAAGGACAUUAAAAAACUGAUGAAUAUUAUUUUUGGUAAUGAGGUAGAAAAUGUUGAUGAAUCACAUGAAGAUAACACGCAUAAUGAACAACCUUCCAAUAAAAUAAUUAGCACUAGUAUUAGUUCAUUGCCAAAAAAAGUUCGUUCGAUAAGCGAGGAAACCAAAUUUGAUGAAGAUGAUCAUAGUUUUAUGAAUGACUGUAUUCAAGCUAAAAUGAAUAUUGAAAAGUUCCACCCCUUUUUUGAAUUUGAUAAGAUAAUUGAAAUAGAGUCUAAUUGUUUGGCACAAAGGAAAGCAUUUAAAGAAAAAGAUGAGAUAUACCCAUUUAAAACUGAUAAAUCAAAUAAAGAUGAAAUCGGGGACUCAUUGGUUGAAAUUGAAAAAGCUAUUGAAAAAAAAGAAGAAAAUAAAAAUACAUAUACAGACGAUGAAACAGCAAGUGUAACAAAAACUAAGGAUUUGAUGAAAGAGAGUUUUGACAUAUCGGAUGAAAGCGUUGAAAGAAAAAAUAAAGAAAUUUCUGACGAGUACACUAGAAAACUGAUGAAAAUUAUUCCUGUUUUAUUUCAUGAGAGUGAAGAGCUAGAAAGUGUUGAUGAAUCACAUGAAGAUAACACACAUAAUGAACAACCUUCCAAUGAAAUAAUUAGCACUAGUAUUAAUCCAUUGCCAAAAAAAGCUCGUUCGACAAGCGAGGAAAACAAAUUUGGUGAAGAUGAUCAUAAAUUUAUGGAAGACUGUAUUCAAGCUAAAUUUAAUAAUAUUAAACAUAUAUUUAACCUCUUUUUUGAUUUUAAUAAGAUAAUUGAAAUAGAGUCUAAUUGUUUGGAACAAAGGAAAGCAUUUAAAGAAAAAAAUGAAAUGUACCCAUUUAAAACUGAUAAAUCAAAUAAAGAUGAAAUCGCGGACUCAUUGGUUGAAAUUGAAAAAGCUAUUGAAAAAAAAGAAGAUAAUAAAAAUACAUACACAGAUGAUGAAACAGCAAGUGUAACAAAAACUAAGGAUUUGAUGAAAGAGAUUUUUGACAUAUCGGAUGAAAGUGUUGAAAGUAAAAAUAAAGAAAUUUCUGACGAGGACACUAGAAAAGUGAUAAAAAUUAUUUUUGGUCCAUUUCAUGAGAGUGAUGAGAUAGAAAGUGUUGAUGAAUCACAUGAAGAUAACACGCAUAAUGAACAACCUUCCAAUGAAAUAAUUAGCACUAGUAUUAAUCCAUUGCCAAAAAAAGCUCGUUCGACAAGCGAAGAAAACAAAUUUGCUGAAGAUGAUCAUAAAUUUAUGGAAGAAUGUAUUCAAGCUAAAUUUAAUAAUAUUAAACAUAUAUUUAACCCCUUUUUUGAUUUUAUUAAGAUAAUUGAAAUAGAGUCUAAUUGUUUGGAACAAAGGAAAGCAUUUAAAGAAAAAAAUGAGAUAUACCCAUUUAAAACUGAUAAAUCAAAUGAAGAUGAAAUUGAGGACCCAUUGUAUGAAACUUUUGGGUUUCCUAUUAAAAAAAAAGAAGAAAGUAAAAAUACAUAUACAGAUGAUGAAACAGCAAGUGUAACAAAAACUAAGGAUUUGAUGAAAGAUAUUUCUGACAUAUCGGAUGAAAGCGUUGAAAGUAAAAAUAAUGAAACUUCUGACAAGGACAUUAAAAAACUGAUGAAUAUUAUUUUUGGUGAUGAGCUAGAAAGUGUUGAUGAAUCACAUGAAGAUAACACACAUAAUGAACAACCUUCCAAUGAAAUAAUUAGCACUAGUAUUAAUCCAUUGCCAAAAAAAGCUCGUUCGACAAGCGAGGAAAACAAAUUUGGUGAAGAUGAUCAUAAAUUUAUGGAAGACUGUAUUCAAGCUAAAUUUAAUAAUAUUAAACAUAUAUUUAACCUCUUUUUUGAUUUUAAUAAGAUAAUUGAAAUAGAGUCUAAUUGUUUGGAACAAAGGAAAGCAUUUAAAGAAAAAAAUGAAAUGUACCCAUUUAAAACUGAUAAAUCAAAUAAAGAUGAAAUCGCGGACUCAUUGGUUGAAAUUGAAAAAGCUAUUGAAAAAAAAGAAGAUAAUAAAAAUACAUACACAGAUGAUGAAACAGCAAGUGUAACAAAAACUAAGGAUUUGAUGAAAGAGAUUUUUGACAUAUCGGAUGAAAGUGUUGAAAGUAAAAAUAAAGAAAUUUCUGACGAGGACACUAGAAAAGUGAUAAAAAUUAUUUUUGGUCCAUUUCAUGAGAGUGAUGAGAUAGAAAGUGUUGAUGAAUCACAUGAAGAUAACACGCAUAAUGAACAACCUUCCAAUGAAAUAAUUAGCACUAGUAUUAAUCCAUUGCCAAAAAAAGCUCGUUCGACAAGCGAAGAAAACAAAUUUGCUGAAGAUGAUCAUAAAUUUAUGGAAGAAUGUAUUCAAGCUAAAUUUAAUAAUAUUAAACAUAUAUUUAACCCCUUUUUUGAUUUUAUUAAGAUAAUUGAAAUAGAGUCUAAUUGUUUGGAACAAAGGAAAGCAUUUAAAGAAAAAAAUGAGAUACACCCAUUUAAAACUGAUAAAUCAAGUGAAGAUGAAAUUGAGGACCCAUUGUAUGAAACUUUUGGGUUUCCUAUUAAAAAAAAAGAAGAAAGUAAAAAUACAUAUACAGAUGAUGAAAUAGCAAGUGUAACAACAUCUCCAAAUGUUAAAGAUAUGAAUGAAGAGAAUGACGAAAAAGAUACUGAAAAAAUAGAAGAAAAUGAUAAUGUGAACGCAAAUAGAGAUAUAGAUGAGGAAAUAGUAACGCAGUCAUAUAACACAGAAAGUGAGGAAGAAGAUAAUGUUACUCUAACAAAAUCAGAUGUUGAUCAGCUUAAAAAUAUUAACAAUGUCGUUCGUAAAGACUUAAUUGAUUCAAUGAAUAACGUAUUCAAAAUGGCAGAGAGUCAAAUAGAUUAUAUCUUACAUAAGAGAGUUAAGUUUUAAACAGUCAUAUUAAUAAUUAAUAUUAAAUAACUUACUAAAUCGAUGUUUGCUCGAAAUUAAAAUAAUUUGUAAUUGUUAUUCCUUAUAAAAAUGUAAACAUGACUUUGUAACAUCUUAUACCAAAUAUAUACAUAAGUUAAUCUAUUUGAGUAAUAA
Teleopsis dalmanni is the source of this 4203-nucleotide messenger RNA. Its product is annotated as kinetochore protein SLK19-like. The transcript is spliced from 2 exons. The coding region runs from base 175 to 4047 and encodes 1290 amino acids. Lineage: Eukaryota; Metazoa; Arthropoda; Insecta; Diptera; Diopsidae. The record is from RefSeq and is a predicted model, not a curated record.